Elgaria multicarinata webbii is the source of this 1318-nucleotide messenger RNA. It is a transcript of the gene GPR87, whose product is annotated as G protein-coupled receptor 87. Gene Ontology annotation, biological process: G protein-coupled receptor signaling pathway. Lineage: Eukaryota; Metazoa; Chordata; Lepidosauria; Squamata; Anguidae. Gene Ontology annotation, molecular function: G protein-coupled purinergic nucleotide receptor activity. Bases 93 to 1238 code for a protein of 381 amino acids. Gene Ontology annotation, cellular component: membrane. The transcript is spliced from 3 exons. The record is from RefSeq and is a predicted model, not a curated record.
AGAAUAUAAUGCAUCCUGAAAACACAGCUACAAGCAGGGGGAAAACAAAUGAAGAGCAACCUACAUGACAGAAAUUAAAACUUGUACAACCCAUGAUGUACCCCAGAUCAGUUGCCACCAGCGUGUCUCCUGAAAAGCAUUUGACCUACAAAACAACAAUAAUAAUGGGGUUUAACAUGUCCUAUGCGAAGCUUCCAGAUCAUCAUCAUCUGGGUCAAGACACCAGUAUUUUAACCAAUUAUUCACAAGAACUACCUGGGAAUUCUACCAAUCGUGAAUUUACAACCAUUGUUUUACCUGUACUUUACCUCAUCAUAUUCGUGGCAAGCAUCUUACUGAAUAGUUUGGCAGUAUGGAUUUUCUUCCACAUCAGAAACAAGACAAGCUUCAUUUUUUACCUCAAAAACAUUGUGGUUGCAGACUUGUUGAUGACAUUAACAUUUCCAUUUAAAAUUAUUCAAGACUCAAGACUGGGGCCAUGGUACUUCCAUUUUUUUCUGUGCCGGUAUACAACUGUUUUGUUUUACGCCAACAUGUACACUACCAUUGUCUUUCUCGGCCUCAUUAGUAUUGACCGGUAUCUAAAAGUGGUGAAACCAUUUGGAGAUUCAAGGAUGUACAGCAUCACUUUCACCAAGAUUCUGUCUGCAUGUGUGUGGAUUGUUAUGACAUUUUUAGCUUUGCCUAAUAUGAUCCUUACAAACGGAAACUCAACUAGGAAAAAUGUGGGUGACUGCUUAAAACUAAAAAGUCCUUUGGGAGUCAAGUGGCACGAAGCUGUCAUUUACAUCAAUAAUGGCAUGUUUAUCAUUGUACUUUUAGUAUUAAUAGGAUGUUAUAUUGAAAUAUCAAAAUAUAUCUAUAAAUCAAGCAAGCAAUUUAUCAGCUCUUCAAGUCGCAAACGGAAACACAACCAGAGCAUAAGGGUGGUUGUAGCUGUGUUUUUUACUUGUUUUUUGCCAUAUCAUUUGUGCAGAAUACCUUUUAUUUUUGGCCAUCUAGAUAAAUUUUUAGAUGAUUCAGCACACAAAAUCCUGUACUACUGCAAGGAAGUGACUCUUUUCCUGUCUGCAUGCAAUGUAUGCCUAGACCCAAUCAUCUACUUUUUCAUGUGUAGAUCAUUUUCACAAAGGUUGUUCGGGAAAUCAAACAUGCGAGCAAGGAGUGAAAGCAUUAGGUCGCUUCAGAGUGUCAGAAGAUCAGAGGUGCGCAUAUAUCAUGAAUACACUGAUCUGUGACAUUAUCUUCAGAUUUGAGCACUUUCCCAUAUUUGUACCAGUACAUUUGUUAUGUGUAAAUAAUAAAAUAUUUUGUUUGA